ACGCUUGAUACUACGUCAUCGAACUGCGUCACCGGCUGGUGACGCACUCUGUGCGCGACAGAAUAGACAUGGCAACGGUCGAUAGCAGAGAUAACCUGCUGGGGAUUUCGUGGGUGGACAGUGCUUGGAUUCCAAUAUUAAAUCCAGGAAAUGUGCUUGACUACUUCUCGGAAAGAAGCAACCCCUUUUACGAUCGCACUUGCAACAAUGAGGUGGUCAAAAUGCAGCGUCUCAGCCUAGAACAUUUGCACAACAUGACUGGCUUGGAAUACAUUCUACUACAUGCUCAGGAGCCCAUACUGUAUAUUAUUCGGAAGCAACACAGACACUCUCCAACACAAGUUACUCCUUUGGCUGACUAUUAUAUCAUUGCUGGAGUGGUGUAUCAAGCGCCUGAUUUAGGAUCAGUAAUAAACUCUAGAAUGCUGACAGCAAUACAUGCAGUUCAGUCUGCAUUUGAUGAAGCCAUGUCUUACUGCCGAUACCAUCCUUCCAAAGGAUAUUGGUGGCAUUUCAAGGAUCAAGAUGAGAGGGAUAAAGUAAAACCGAAAUCAAAAAAGAAGGAGGAACCAAGUUCAAUAUUCCAGCGUCAGAGAGUGGAUAUGCUUCUUCUGGAUAUACGGCAGAAAUUCCAGCCCAAGUUUAUUCAGCCCAAAUCUGGAGACAAGCCUGUGCCAGUGGAGCAAGUGAAAAAGGAAACUGAGCCAACAACUGAGACCAUCAAACAGGAGGAAAAAGACUCCACAAAGAACUCACAGCAGAGCUCAAGCACCAAGGCUCCUCCUGAGAAACGAAUGCGACUCCAGUGAAGAGGUGAUAAAUGUCUCUCACUGGCUUGAGUUGCCAAAUCACUGGCUCCAUUGUCGUGAGCCAUUGAACUUUUGGACUUUAUUUUGUACAGAAGUGAAUUUUUUGUGUGCUUUUUAUUUUUAUACAUCAAAUGUGAAAUGGGUUCAUCUCUAGGAGAGGCGUAAUCUUUUCAGUUCUUAAUCCUCAACCUGUUUCAAGAUAUCAUUCGUUCUUAUUGCUUCAGACAUUUUCUGCUGACCAUCCUGCUUCACUAGAUAAGAAGAGGAAUCAGUAUAAAGAUGCAAAGCUGUCAUUUUAAGAAUGACAGUCCAAAGUGAUCAAUCUUAGACUAAGUGAUGAGACUUCUUACACUUGGAAUGAUAUUGAGGAAAUUAAUUGUUAUUAUCCUAUGACACCAUUCUUUAACCAGUGGAUAUCCAUGGGCAGUACAAAUUGGAAUCGCGUCAAUCUACAUGGGCACUAUUCCAACAAAGCUAACAUUUGAUAGCCGUUUAUAAGUAAGAUUUUAUACCAGUAGCUACAGAUUUUCAAUGUGUAUUGAUAAUCAGUGCGGGUGUUUUAUUUGUGGUGUAGAAUGUUCUUCCCACAGUUGUUACUGACACUGCUGCUUUCUGUCUGACUGAGAUUGGGAAUGCAUUUGCUUAGGAGUGUUCAUGCAAGUCCUACCACAGCAUGCAUCUUAGCAAUGCAUUGUGUUGCUUUGUAAAGGUAGAUAAUUAAAAAUCAAAGAGCUCCCCACCUGAUGAUUUACUUGGUAAUGGCAGCUUCUAGAGAAUUGUUAAGCAGGAAGUUUCCAUUUUUGAAUGCGAGCUUUCACUGAGCUACUGGAAUUAACUUUGAGAAGAUCGUGAUGGUCAAGUAGCUUAUGCUAGGAUAAAUUUCUAAGUUCAUAUGGGAACAGGAUCGGUCAGAGGCUGUGAUCAAAAACUUGAGUACUGUUAUCUAUUAGGAAAAUGUUGUGUGGUUAUUGAGAUCUAAUUAACAUUAUUUGAGCAGGAGACAGAACCUCCACAAUCUCAAAGUGGAAAUUUUGUAAAGGCGAAGUUGCUGAACAAUAACUUCCAUUUAACUGGCUCAGACCCAUAUGCUUCACUGCUUGAAGUUUGUACUGUUUACAAUAUCUUUUGCUGUGUAAAGAGUGGAUUGAAUUUCAUAACAGUUAGUGAGUAGGACCCUGAUAAGGAGUAAUGUAGGAAUAAUUUGACCAAUUUAAAUAAACAUCUUUGAAAAAUAGUGUAACUGAUACUUUCAAGUAUUGGAAACAGAAUAAAAAGUAACUAUGAUUCUGUGUA
This is a messenger RNA of Stegostoma tigrinum, 2102 nucleotides long. RefSeq names its product mediator complex subunit 6 (gene med6). Gene Ontology annotation, molecular function: transcription coactivator activity. The record is from RefSeq and is a predicted model, not a curated record. Gene Ontology annotation, cellular component: core mediator complex; mediator complex. The transcript has 8 exons. NCBI's taxonomy places the organism in Eukaryota, Metazoa, Chordata, Chondrichthyes, Orectolobiformes, Stegostomatidae. Bases 69 to 809 code for a protein of 246 amino acids. Gene Ontology annotation, biological process: regulation of transcription by RNA polymerase II.